AUUUGUGUAUAUAUAGGCCUUGGUAACAUACCUAUAGGCACUUUCAGACGCUGUUGUCUUUAACAUUGUAGGCUUUCCAGCUCUCCCAUACUCCUCCAGCUCAAAAAUGAAGGUUUUUAUCGUCCUCGCCGUUUUGGUGGCAGUUGUCUCAUCUCAAAGUGUUGAUCCCUUGGCCAAGCCCAUCCCCUAUUCCUUCAGCUACACUUCCAACACUGAAGAUGGGGGCAGUAGUGGUCACCAGGAAAAUGGCGAUGGAGCUGGACGAGUGACCGGAUCUUACACCGUGACCGAUCUUGAAGGACACAACAGAGUUAUCGAGUACAUUGCUGACGAAAAUGGUUUCAGAGCUACCGUCAGGACCAACGAACCAGGUACUGCCAACCUCAACUCUGCUGAUGUGAAAAUGGAAUCCACUGGUGACGAUAAUGGAAUCGCUGCUGCCUAUGCCGGAACUCUCCCUGCUGCCGCCCCUGCACCAGCAGUCGCCCCAGUCACCUCUGGACGACCUGGAGUCCGAUACGUCUUAGUUCCAGUCACUGACCCUAGAGCACGAGGAUAUUAUUAAAUUAAUUAAUUAAUGUUUUUUUACGGUCAUAAUAGCUUUAUUGAAGACAAAUAUAUCUCGGAGUAGAUUAUUAUAAAGAAUAUAUCCAUUUUAUGUGCCAUGUACCUGUCAGUAGUUGUUAUUAUUUGUGCAUGUAGAGUCGCUUGCUUU
Molecule: messenger RNA, 715 nt
Organism: Argiope bruennichi
Lineage: Eukaryota; Metazoa; Arthropoda; Arachnida; Araneae; Araneidae
Product: cuticle protein 10.9-like
Exons: 3
Coding region: 107-565 (152 amino acids)
Cellular component (GO): chitin-based extracellular matrix
Molecular function (GO): structural constituent of chitin-based larval cuticle
Source: RefSeq, a predicted model, not a curated record